Armigeres subalbatus is the source of this 5568-nucleotide messenger RNA. RefSeq names its product protein polybromo-1 (gene polybromo). Bases 291 to 5342 code for a protein of 1683 amino acids. NCBI's taxonomy places the organism in Eukaryota, Metazoa, Arthropoda, Insecta, Diptera, Culicidae. Gene Ontology annotation, molecular function: protein binding; chromatin binding. Gene Ontology annotation, cellular component: SWI/SNF complex; RSC-type complex. The record is from RefSeq and is a predicted model, not a curated record. The transcript is spliced from 15 exons. Gene Ontology annotation, biological process: chromatin remodeling; transcription elongation by RNA polymerase II.
CGCUUUGUCUGACAUCUUGUUUUCGUUUCGACUAGUCGAGCUCGCGUUGGAUACCGGAAAAGUGUAAAUCUUUCCUGUAAAAAGUAUUCAGUUUUUUGAAAAAAUAUUGUGAAAGUGUUCAUCAAGGUUUAUUGCAUUGGAAAUAAAUCAAGUCACCUUUGUGGACAUCGAAUUUUUCGUGAAAAUUGAAUUUUUCUUUGUGGUUGGGCUACCGCAAGCUGGGGCGCAGUGCCGUGUUGAGAAGUAGGUACUAGAGUGGCAAAACAAAGCGGUAGGGUGGUUCGAGAAGGAUGAGUAAAAGAAGGCGAAGCAGUUCCAUUCUUGAUGAAGACGACAGUGACGACGACAGCUUGCCGGAGCAGUCCCCUGUUCCUUCCGGAUCAAGGAAGAAAAAGAAGUUGGACCCGGCGGAGAUCUGUCUUCAAGUAUACGACUCGCUCCGAGCGUUCAAGAAAGAGGAUGGGACUACAUUGUGUGACACAUUCAUACGGGCUCCCAAGCGACGUCAGGAACCAUCGUACUACGAAGUGGUUGCCAAUCCUAUUGAUCUGUUGAAGGUUCAGCAGAAAUUGAAAACCGAAGCAUACGACGAUGUGGACGACAUGACGACGGACAUUGAACUGAUAGUCAAGAAUGCAAAAGCGUUCUAUAAGCCGGAUACUUCAGAAUUUCAAGAUGCUUGUCAGCUGAUGGAAGUGUUUAAUACAUAUAAGCAAAAGCAUAUGGAAGCAUUGGACCAGGAGGUAGGGGAACCGAAGGCUAAAAAAAUAACCAGGCCCCGAAAAUCUACGCAUAGGGAAGAUGACCCGGAUGGCGACGAUCUUGAUCCAUAUGAAGAGUUGUUCAAUGCCGUAAUGACGGCAACGGAUGAGAACAGAGAACUUCAUAGGAUGUUCCAGUUGCUUCCUUCGAAGAAACUGUAUCCCGAUUAUUACGACGUAAUCGACCAUCCGAUCGAUUUGAAAUGCAUUGCGGUGAAGAUUCAAACCAGCGCUUAUUCGUCUUUAAACGAUAUGGAAAAGGAUUUGCUGCAGAUGACGAAGAAUGCCUGUAUAUUUAAUGAGCCAGGGUCGCAAAUCUAUAAGGAUGCUAAAAAUUUGAAGCGAAUUUUUACUAAUCGUAAAGUUGAGAUCGAGGCGGGACGGCUUAGGAAAAGUGCCAACAGAAAGGCUCGCACCGGAACUAGUUUGAGUGCCAUGGUUGCCGCUCUGAAAGAAGACAAUGAAAGUUCCGAUGACGAGUUAGAUGAUUCGAUGGAUACUGAAGGCGAAGGGCCGUUAUGGCAAUUGUUUGAUCAACUUUACAAUACUGCCAAUACAAAUGAUCCCAAUGCUGUAGGCGCACCGCUAGGGGAAUCGCUGUGGAAGCUUCCUAAUCGUCGCUUUCAUCCGGAAUACUACACCAUGAUCAAGAAGCCUAUUUCGAUGGGACAAAUCCGGAACAAACUGAAGAAGGGACUGUACUCCAAUGUGACCGAUAUGAGCGCCGACCUGUACGUCAUGUUGGACAACGCAAAGAAAGCCAAUCCACCGGGGAGCAAGAUCUAUAGGGACGCUGUCAAAAUGCAAAGACUGCUUAACCAGAAGCUGAUCGACUCUGGGGAUUUAGAAGAAAGUGAAGAAGAGGAUGACACAGAUUCAUCUUCAAUCGCUGCCGCUACUCCGCCAGCCAAGAAACCGAUUCAACAGAAGAAGACGCCACGUCCUCGGUCAUCUUUAUCCAUGGUGCAGUCCCCACCGCAAUCGUCGACCAGCACCCCGGUUUCCAAAUCCGCCAAAAGCCAGCAAUCGUUCCUCAACAUGUUGAAAAAGAAACUCCUGUCUUUGCAUGAGUAUCUGCUGCAAUACACAUACAAUGGGCGCCAACCGAUGGGAUUGUUCAUCGAGAAGCCAUCAAAGAAGCUUUAUCCGGACUAUUAUCAAAUUAUACAACACCCGAUCGACAUGACCACCAUCGAGAACAACAUCAAAACCGAUCGGUAUGGCGUUCUGGAUGACUGCGUUGGCGACUAUCGGCUGAUGUUCUCCAACUGUCGCAAAUACAACGAAGAGGGAUCGAUGAUCUACGAUGACGCCAACAUCCUGGAGAAGGCACUUAAUGAAAAGCUGAAGGAAUUCUCCGGCAUAAGCAAACGGUUUAGCAUGCCAAAAUCCGCCUCCAAACCUAAGAACAAGCUCAACACGUUGGAGGCUAAGCUGAAACACUUGUACGAAACCGUACGCGAGUAUCGGGAACCUAAGGCCAACCGACAACUGGCAUUCAUCUUCAUGAAACUACCUUCAAAGAAUGAAUAUCCCGACUACUACGACAUCAUCAAAAAUCCAAUCGAUUUGGAACGGAUCGAGCAAAAACUGCGCAAGCAAAUUUAUGAAAGUGUUGACGACAUGGCCGGCGAUUUUAUGCUCAUGUUCGAGAACGCCUGCAAGUACAACGAGCCUGAUUCCCAGAUCUACAAGGACGCCCUCUGUCUGCAGCAGCUGAUCAUCCAAACCAAGCAGGCGCUGCGAAGUGAUGAAACCGUGCCGGAUGUGCCGCAGGCCGUCCAAGAGCUGUUGCUCUCGUUGUUCACCACUUUCUAUAACUACCAGGACGAAGAGGGACGAUGCUACUCGGACUCGUUGGCGGAACUACCCGAGCAUGAUGAGAGUCCGGAGGGAAAUAAGGUACGCGGAAUCUCAUUGGAUUUGAUCAAACGUCGCUUGGACAAGGGUCUUUAUAGGCGGCUGGAUUUGUUCCAAGAGGACAUCUUCUCUUGUCUUGAGCGGGCACGGAAGCUCAGCCGUACCGAUUCCCAGGUGUUUGAGGACUCGAUUGAACUGCAAUCGUACUUCAUCAAGAAGCGGGACGAGCUGUGUCGGAAUGGAAACGUGUUAGAAUCGCCUGCACUUAGUUACAGCUCGAUGCAUUUGAUGGCUGCCGUUGAGGCGCUGAGGCAGACUAAGUUGCUCGAGGAGGAAACCGACACCGAAACGGAUAUCACGCAAGCUUCUCAAGGUGAAAGCAUGACAAUCGACCAGAAAGUAUUUUCACCGGGUGAUUUCGUUCACAUCGAUAUUCCGGAAAAUAAAAUCCCUGGGAUCAUGUACAUCGAGCGCCUGUGGACCAACAGCGAUAACGUCAAAAUGAUGUACGGUUGUAAGUUCCUGCGACCAUUUGAAACGUACCACGUGCAAACUCGUCGGUUCCUCGAGAAAGAAGUGUUUCGAAGUGAUCAACAACUGGCGGUACCUCUGUCGCAGGCCCAGAACAAAUGCUUCGUUAUGCACGUGAAAGACUACUUCAAAAUGCGCCCGGAGGGUUUCACCGAUAGGGAUGUGUACGUCUGUGAGUCGUACUAUUCCGUUAAGCGGCGCUGCUUCAAGAAACUGAAAACCUGGAACAUGACCGACCCUGUGACGUUGAUUCCCAGGGAGACACCUCUGGAAAUGAAGCGCGUCAUGUCUGUGUUCAAGGAAAGGAUCGAAAAGCACAAGGAAGAGCUUUCCGAGCUGCAAAUGCAGGAAGCGCUGGUGGAGAAGGAGAAACCGAACGUGGUCGUGUAUGUCAACGGUGGGGACGAGGGCACCAUAUUCUACGAGCAGUACAACUCAGUUUGCGGAGGUGUCGUUAAGACGGGUGAUUACGUGUACGUGGCCACCGAAGCAGGGAAACAAUCCAUCGCACAGAUACAAUCGAUUUGGGAAACGAAAGAUGGCAAAUCCUUUUUCCGCGGACCGUGGUUAUUAACACCGCCGGAAGUUCCCGGAACAAUCAGUCGUCUGUUCUACCGACAGGAAGUCAUGCUAUCAACAGUGCAAGAAAGUACGCCAACGGUUGCGAUCGUCGGACGCUGCGCUGUACUGGAGCAACAUGAAUAUGUUACAAGGCGCCCUACUGAGAUUCCUGAAGCGGACGUGUAUCUUUGUGAAUCCAUAUACGAUGAGUUGAAGAAGCAAAUCCGCAAGGCGGGUGCACUGAAGAAGUUCACCCACACCCAGAUGGUGACGCAGGACGAAAUCUACCGUUUCCGACGUGCCAUCAAUCCACCCAAGGUAACUUGCGGGGAGAUCGCAGCCAUGCAGGAAAAUAAACCGAUUCCAUCGGCUGAUCUGGAAAUCAAGGACGAGUUCAGCAUCAUCGAUGACUCGAUCGAUGGGCCCCCAUCGAUCGGUUCGGAUGUGGUGGCUACGGCCUCCCCCGUGCCCCCAGUGUCCACAGGAACGCCGCAAACGUCGAGCAAGAAGGCCAAGAAGGAAGGCAAAAAGUUAGUUACCGGAUACAUCCUGUACUCCAGCGAGCGUCGCAAAACCGUGGUCGCUACCCAUCCGGAGGCGACGUUCGGCGAGAUAAGUCGCAUUGUUGGCAACGAAUGGCGCAACCUGACGGAUGCGGAGAAGGCUUCGUGGGAGCAGAAGGCCGUCAAAAUGAACGAGGAAAACAACGCCAAAUUUGUAGCAGAAAAUGGGGAGGUUAGCUGUCCGAGUCCGGCCCCGGCCAAACCGGAUGGUCCGCUCGUCCAAGAAAUUUUGCCCAAUCAUGUUUACGAAUGCUGCUGGGAUAAGUGUGAUCACCAGUUUGAGGACCCAUUCGACUGCACUGAGCACUGCAUCACGGACGUCACCGGGUGUGUUUAUAAGACGUUUAUGAAGAACGCCGAACAGGAGUUUGUCUGCAUCUGGCGGGGCUGCGUUCGUUUGCGUCGUAACAUGCCGCCGUUCCCUCACAUGCAGCGUCUGGUGAAGCACGUACGCGAGGUCCACUUGACGAAAACGGCGGCCAAGUUGGUACUGCCUCAGGAUCGCAGUAAAAAUUUCACACCGGGCAAACGGCAAUCCGUUUCGCAACCGCAUCCAUCGACUAUUGUCAAGCAACCACCGGUGUCGGCCGCUGCCAGCAGUCCGAGUACAACGGCAGCUUCCGCUACCAGUACUGCGAGCGGAGCGGCUGGAACGGCGACUGCUGCCUCGACUGCAGCUGGUCAAGCACCCGCAGGGGGAUCCAGUCAGGCCCCCGGUGCGAACAAUCAGUCAAGUAAUUACAUUCCAGCAUCGUAUUAUAAUUUCGUCCCAACACCACCUGCCGAACCACUAUUCGUCACCGUGCCACCCCGGCCCCAAAGGGUGCUCCAUUCGGAAGCGUACAUUCGGUACAUAGAAGGCCUGCAGAACAAUUCGGAGUACAUAACACCGUGGCAGAAAACUCUGACUGCAACCCGUGAGUCAAUUCCGAACCAAGAUGUCAGCCGACUGCCGGUGCAUUGGCUUGGCAAGAAGGGUCGCGAAAAACCGGAAGCUGUCGUCGAUGCAAUCUGGCAGUUGCGUGGAUUCCUGAUGAAAGACGUCAUCCAGUUUGAUCGCUUCUGAAUCUCUUCAAACGCGUAAGUUGAUUGGAAUUUCUUUCCACGAAAGAUUACAAAAUGAUGAUACUGCAGUUUAGGUAGUUGGUAGUCCAGUUGCGCAUAUCUUUACAAGUUGACGAUACGCAAACUGCUAUUGUGUUAAGAUUUUCUUUAUUCGAAACUUAUCAUUAUCAGCUAUUAUGAGGAAUAUAUCUGUUUGUGUGUUAUAAGCGACGCACCUCUAACGGGAA